Molecule: messenger RNA, 219 nt
Organism: Anisakis simplex (herring worm)
Lineage: Eukaryota; Metazoa; Nematoda; Chromadorea; Rhabditida; Anisakidae
Source: the annotation of a GenBank genome assembly
AUGAGGCUAAAGUCGAUCCGUGUGCCUGGGACACGCCGAAAUCAUGUGUCACGCAAUACGAGUGGAUUGCGCAUGAUCGAGCAGAUGUUAGUACCGCCGGCGACGAAUGAAAACAGCGAAAUGCGUCGAUUUCGUGAAACUUUACCAACCUACAAAUAUCGCGGUGAAAUUCUGAAAGCAAUCCGAAAUCAUAAAGUGACGCUGAUCACUGGUGGCACU